This is a messenger RNA of Fusarium coffeatum, 522 nucleotides long. RefSeq lists its product as uncharacterized. The record is from RefSeq and is a predicted model, not a curated record. Lineage: Eukaryota; Fungi; Ascomycota; Sordariomycetes; Hypocreales; Nectriaceae. Gene Ontology annotation, molecular function: tRNA-specific adenosine-34 deaminase activity. Gene Ontology annotation, biological process: tRNA wobble adenosine to inosine editing. The transcript has a single exon. The coding region runs from base 1 to 522 and encodes 173 amino acids.
AUGGUCAACGAACAAGAUCAAGAACACCUCCGCCUCGCCGUCUCACUCGCCCAUGAGGCUCUCAAAGCAGGCGACGCCCCCUUCGGCUCUGUCCUCGUAUCUUCAGACAACAGAGUCCUUCAAACGGACCGCAAUCGCACCGUCACAGGUGCGAACGGCGAUGGCCGCCCUGAUUCAACUUUACACCCAGAGUUCACUCUUGCACGGUGGGCACAGCUCAACCUUAGCGCUGAAGAGCGCGCCAAGUCCACCGUGUACACAAGUGGAGAGCACUGCGCGAUGUGUUCUGCUGCUCACGCGUGGUGUGGACUUGGAAGGAUCGUGUAUAUUUCCUCAACGAAGCAGUUGGAAGCAUGGAAGGACGAGUUUGGAGUCAAGGGUCCGGUUGCACCACUGAGCAUCAACGAAGUUGCUCCUAGAAUUAAGGUCGAGGGGCCUGUGGAGGAUUUGGCUAAAGAGAUCUAUCAGUUCCAUGUUGAGAACUGGAUCGGACAAGGGUUCAAGUCCAAGUCUCAGGCUUGA